AUGUAUCUCCGUAGCGACCACGUCGAGACAGACCUCCGCGUCCUGCGGCAGCUGAUCCGCGAGAACCCAUUGGGCCUCUUCACCACCGCCAUCGCCUCGUCAUCUUACCCCUUUCUCCAGUCCAGCCACAUCCCCUUCGUCCUCGAUAUUGAAGACGAAUCCAGCGAGACGGAGCUCGGCCGGCUGAGGGCGCACAUGGCCCGCGCCAACCCCCAGAGCAAGGCCAUCAUCGACGAGAUCAAGCAGCGCCAGGCCGCAGGCGACAGCAACCCGACGACUCUGCGGCAAGACGUCCUCAUCAUGUUCACCUCGUCUGUCCAGCACUAUGUCACGCCCAAGUUCUACACGGCCACCAAGCCGGCGACGGGCAAAGUUGUCGGCACCUGGAACUAUGCCGCCGUCCAGGUGUACGGCAAGGCCACCUUUUACGUCGACGCAAACGCAGAGGAGACGGCAGAUUUCCUCGAUUCGCAGAUUGACGAUCUGUCCAGCUUCAACGAGAGGGUCACCAUGGGCUACACGGGAGAAGGGUCCAGGCCCAAGCCGUGGCAGGUGUCUGAUGCGCCAGCGGCGUAUAUCAACAUGAAGAAGAAGGCCAUCAUUGGGUUCGAGGUCAAGAUUGAGAGGAUGGAGGGCAAGUUCAAGAUGGAUCAGGAGGUGGGCGAUGGAGACGCUGAUGGAGUGAUUACAGGAUUCAGUGAGUUGGGGACUGAGAUUGGGACAAAGAUGGCGAGCUUGGUAGAGGAGCGGAGGGAGCUGAAGAAGCAGAAGAAGGCGAGCAAGGCGGGCGAGUGA
Molecule: messenger RNA, 795 nt
Organism: Trichoderma citrinoviride
Lineage: Eukaryota; Fungi; Ascomycota; Sordariomycetes; Hypocreales; Hypocreaceae
Exons: 1
Coding region: 1-795 (264 amino acids)
Source: RefSeq, a predicted model, not a curated record